UCAAGAUGAACGCGGUUCCAAUAGCGCUGAAUAAGGCGGGGAUGCGAAAGUACGAGGACUUGGAAGUCCCAUGUGAAAGUAUCUUGGCUUCCUAUGUUUGGGUGGACAGCAGCGGCAUCGACCUUCGAUCCAAAGACAGGACUUUUGGCUACGUUCCCAAAACACCAAAAGACCUACCGAUAUGGUACUUUGACGGCAGUAACACCGGGCAGGCAUCCGCCGACAACGCCGACACGUUCAUCUUCCCGCAGAGAAUCUACCACGAUCCCUUCCGCCGCGGCAGUCACAUUAUGGUGCUCGCGGACACUUACCAGCACGAUUACCAGCCCACAGCAUCAAAUCGUCGCAAAGCGUGCAUGUUGUCGUGCGAGAAGACCGACGUAGAAGAACCUUGGUUCGGUUUCAACCAGGAAUUUUUCCUUACGACGACAGACAACCGGCCACUGGGCUGGCCGCCCGGCGGCUUUCCCUCCCCGCCCGGCCCCUACUACUGCGCUAUAGGUGCCAACAGAAUCGUGGCCAGAGACCUCAUGGAAGCAUUCUACAGAUGUUGUCUCUAUGCUGGCGUCAGUUUGAACGGUAUAAAUCCCGGCACGACUCCAUCUCAGUGGAAUUUCCAGGUUGGGCCAAGUCCUGGCAUCUGUUCGGCCGACGACCUAUGGAUGGCGCGUUACAUUUUGGCGCGGCUGGCAGAGGAGUACGGCACAGUGGCCUGCUUCGACCCCCAGCCCGUGCCCGACUGGCCUGGCAACGGCACCUUCUGUUACUUUUCCACCAAGGAUAUGCGGGAAGAAGACGGCAUAUUGGUGAUCGAGCGCGCGAUCGAUAAGAUGUCGCGACGACACGGCGUGCACAUCAACGAGUACGAUGCCAACAAUGGCGCCGACAACGUCAAGCGGCUCACUGGGAAGCAUAAUAUCUCUCAUAUCAAAGACUUCACUGCAGGUGUCGCCAACCGAAGCUGCAGCGUCAGAAUCCCUCGCCAGGUGGCGGAGGACAAGAAAGGGUACCUGGAAGACCGGAGACCUGCCGCCAACGCGGACCCCUACCGCGUCAUCAACAUUAUGCUUAGGACUUGCAUCAUGGACGAGUAGCAUCUCUAAAACGAGUGGCUACAGAGGGACCGCGAACCACGAACGAA
Molecule: messenger RNA, 1141 nt
Organism: Cydia strobilella
Lineage: Eukaryota; Metazoa; Arthropoda; Insecta; Lepidoptera; Tortricidae
Product: glutamine synthetase 2 cytoplasmic-like
Exons: 7
Coding region: 6-1094 (362 amino acids)
Cellular component (GO): cytoplasm
Molecular function (GO): glutamine synthetase activity
Source: RefSeq, a predicted model, not a curated record